Messenger RNA from Scophthalmus maximus (turbot), 1143 nucleotides. RefSeq names its product immunity-related GTPase family, q2 (gene irgq2). Gene Ontology annotation, molecular function: GTP binding. Gene Ontology annotation, cellular component: membrane. The record is from RefSeq and is a predicted model, not a curated record. The transcript has a single exon. The coding region runs from base 1 to 1143 and encodes 380 amino acids. Lineage: Eukaryota; Metazoa; Chordata; Actinopteri; Pleuronectiformes; Scophthalmidae.
AUGGCUGAUGUUUCCAGAGGCCUAAACUUCCUUGAGACCCUGAAAGAAUCCAUAGAAAGCAAUAAGUUAUCAGAUGUCAGGGAUGCAGUGGAAGAUCUCUUGAUCAGUAGGAUCAACUUGGGUGUGGUGGGUAAGCGUGGAGAUGAAAAAGACUCCUUCAUGAACUCCCUCCGUGGCCUUGGUCCUGGGGAUGAGGGGGCAGCUCCAGCUUCAACCCCUGCCGCCUCAGAGGAAGUGGCAGGCUAUCCUAACCCUAAACACCCUGACUUUCGACUGUGGGACCUGCCAGCUGUGACAGACACGUCCCCAUUUGAACCUGAGGGAUACAUGGAUAGAGUUAAAUUCUUCCGUUACAAUGCUGUCUUCAUGACAUUCACGCAUACAAUCCACUCCAACAGCGUGGAGGUGUUCUUGGAGGCCCGUUCACUGCAGCGACAAACGGUGUACUUGAUUCUCUUAGCUUCAGUGGAAGAAACAGAGAAGAGCCUGGAAGAGAAGAAGAAAGUCAAUCUGGAAACACUGAUAUCGCAGGGUGUGACACAGCCUAAACUCUAUCUGGUCAGAGCCUCCACCCUGGACAAGUUUGACUUCCCUGGUCUGUUGGAGGACAUGGGCAGAGACCUUCCAGAAAUCCGAGCCCACGCCUUUCUCUUGGCUCUACCGACGUUCACCUCAGCGCUGGUCACCCAGAAAAAGGAGGCAUUCAAAGCACUGGUAUGGGCGGCUGCGUCACUGUCCGGUGGGAUGUCUGCUAUCCCUGUUCCCCUGGUGGCCUCUAUGGUGGACUCAAGUGUAGCCGUGCGGAUUCUGACAAAAGCACAGUUAUCUCUGUGCCUGGACGAUGAAUCAAUUGAGCGACUGGCCCGACAGCGAGGCGUGGAGCCCCCGAGACUUAAAGGGCUGCGGACUUGUGUACUGUCAGUGGAGGUCACCAAAGGGGAAGUGAAGAAGCGACUGGCGGCGGCAGAAAAGGACUUGGCCGUGGUUUCGUCAAAGCUGGUGGAGAUGGCAAUGCCCAGACAUGCCCGUUAUGCCAGCCGCUCCUUCACUGCCAUGCUGCAGGCUUUGAACGGCGCCAUUGAUGAAAUGGCGAGCGAUGCUGAGAAGAUAGUCACUGUUGCUAUUGGGGAGGGGAAGCUUUAG